AUGAUCACGCCGACUUUACGUAUGGGUUUUACUGUGGCUUUAAUGUCCAAAUUAUAUUCUCGGAAUAGUCUACAAAAUGAAUGAUUGAGGAAAACUUUUUACAAAAACCUCACGAAGUAAAUACGUGCCUGCGUAAAGAUACAAUAUUCGGAAUAGUAUAAAUAUAUUUUAGUUAUUUUUUAUAUGAUUGAUGUGAUGAAGUAGGUAUUAUCAUAUACAGGAUGCUUAAUUCACAAUUAAACGAUAAAAUCAUCAAGCGUCUAGAAUUAAGCACCUUGUGGUAGAAGUACACACUAAAUGAAUAAAGUGAUUGCUGAUUGCUAUAUUUAGUAUACAUAAAGCACCUAACUAAGUAUAAAGAGGUUAUUUAUUGUCAGGGAUCGGAUAUUCGGCUGCAUACCUACUACUUAUUCAAAGUUGGCUAAAGACUGAUGGUCUCAAUUAUAAACGUCUGUCGACUCUAACAAGCCGUAGAUAAUAGUUUGUUAUUAUUUAUCAUUUUGACAGACAAAAUUUAACAGAGUUUGGCCAAGAUCAUUGAAUUAGGGAGUACUAAAUAUAGAGGCGGCUUUUACCUUAUUACUUCGACCCUUCGAAAUUUGUCCUGAUAUUCUAGGCUCGAUCAAAAUGAUACGAGAAUGAUACUUGGCAGAUAUACUUAGUUUAUAGUUGUAAAUACCAAUGCGUUGCGUACCAUAGUUAUAUACCGUCGCCACUAAAUAAGUCAAGGUGUUUAUCCGAAUAUCCAAUUCCUGGGUAUCUAUCAAGUUAGUCAUAUUUGAAUUUAAAUUUGGAUCCUAAAUGAAAAUGUGAUAAUUUUUACGUGUAUUUGUGUAUGACAUUAUUUAAGUGAUGCCCUGUUUGUUAUAUGAGAAAUAAAGAGUGUAUAUGAGUAUGUAGAAAAUAAAUAUAUGUUAUACAGUACAUCCAAAGGACUUAUUUAUAUUAAAAAAAAAAUAUCGAACUUGUUAAAUUUUGAUUCAGAUAACUAUAUGAUAGGUAGUUGUGUUAUUUAUGAAGGAGGACAAAUCAGUCCGUGUGUGUGGUGAACUAGCCUAAUGAGAUAAGUAAAACCAGCUAUAUGAGUUAAAAACCAGCGGGCUAAGCACGGUCGCAUUUUUAUCGUCUGUCACGAUGCCUGUCACGUUCUAAUAAGUAUUUAAGUGCGAAAGUGAGAGGCAUAGUGAUAGGUGAUAAAAAUGCAACCACGCUGCCACCGCAGCUAAGUUUAAAUGAGCUUGACAGACAUGAAAUAAGUAGGUGCAAUCCAUAUGAACACAAUAAAAGUAGCUAUGUUUAUAAAUGCAAACGUGAAACCAUACAAAAUAAUUAACUGUAUCUAUUACUAGUGCUAUAGUAAUGUAGUAAUAGUGUAAUGAAAAUUCGUCUUUUAUAAACGAAGUGUAAUAAUGAGAACAGGGUUAUGGCCCGUUAUGGUUAUCCGAAAGUGGGUUGAUUUUAUUUUAAAUUCCAUACAAUAAUGGUACUUCCACAUUGGCCGUUAUAAAAUGUUAUUAUGCAACAUCGUAUGACAGGGACAUCGUGAUAGUAUUGAUAGUGAUUUAUCUGAAGCCUAUAAACACAUUUAAACAUUUAUUCAGGGACUAUAAUUUUAUAUCCGCAACGCAGGCUUCGCCAGGUGAACACAAACUCAUAAUCAGCUACAGGCUUCGUCACAAUACAAUACAACGGUAAAAUCUGUAACAGGCUUCGUCAACUUACUCUAAAAGUAUACAUUAAAAAUUAAUUAAUUUAUUUAUUUAUUAAAUUGUCCCUGUCACAUGAUGUUAUAUACGUAUAACAUUUUAUAAGACAGCUAAUGUAGGAGCACAACAAUAACAAGCAAGACUGCCGUUCAAGCAAGUCUUUAAUCGACUUCAAAAAUGGAGAAGGCAAUCCAUACUAGACUAGACUUGCAUGUAUUUUUAACCGACUUCAAGAUUUCAAAAGGAGGAGGUUCUGAAUUUGGUUGUAUGUUUUUUUAAUGUUUGUUACUUCAUAACUCCGUCAUUAUUGAACCAUUUUGAAAAUUAUUUUUUUGAUGGAAUGUAUACAGAUAUACAGAUUGGUCCCGUUGUUCCCGAUUUUUCUACUUUCAUCAACAAAUCAAGCAUUUAUAUAAAAAAAGUAGCAUCUGAUGAAGUGGAACUGCUGAUGCUGAUCAGAAUGGAACUCUUCAACGACGCUUAGUUCCCGCUUGGCGAUUUGUCGUCUUCGUUAUGUUUCUUAGGCAAAUUAGGUUUUCAAGACACAUUUUUGUCAAGCUCGAGAUCUGAUGGUAGAAUCUAUGAGGAAUCGAGGAAACUCCUCAAAUGUUAAAGGCAUACAUAUGUAUAGUGAUUUUUGUAUUUUCUAUAACAAAUCAAGAAUUUACAUUUAAAAAAGUGACAUUUGAUGAAGUGGAACUACUGAUGAUGAUCAGAAUGGAACUCUUAAACGACGCAUGGUUCACGUUUGGCGAUUUGUCCUCUUCGCUGUGUUUGUUAAGUUUAUUUUCUACAAUUUCUUGUCGGGCUAUAACCACGAACACCAGACUUCGCAAAUAGGGUCAUAUUAGGGUAUUCUCUUACUAUCACAUCAUCAGUUUCUUUUUUAGAACUGUCAAAACGGUUUGCUAAUAUUUGCCAAGUAUGUGUCAAGGUGGGUGCAGUGAUAAAAAAACAUGUUACCUCUUUUUCAACAUAAUUAGGCGUAGGACGCUGUCUUUUUAAUUUCAUUUUAUGAAAUCCAAAAUCAAUAAUUUUUUCUUUUAGUGGUCUCCCUCAUUGAAGUAGGUAUUUUUUUCUUAAAAAUAAUUCAAGAAUUCUUCGAAAUGUAAAUCCUAAACACCAACUUAUUCACGUACCUACUAUGCACCUACUAUGAUAUAAGUCCAGAUAGGUUAUAGGCGUUCCAAAAUUGAAGCGCUUACCUUGUACAAAUUGUACAAGUUACCUUUAGUCGCGAUUAGGCAACCGAGAACUGUGCACGUACUAACGAGCUCCUACAGUGGAGAAAGCGACAAGUUUAUGUUUAACAACGAGUAUGACAAAGAUGAAUGGUAUGCGAAAAUUAAUGAACAAAAUCAGAUUCAUUCAAAGGUAAUUAAAUAAACAUGGAAGUAUUGUUUAUGCUCCUUAUGUAUGAGUAUGUCCAGCCAUAUAAAUAAAAAAUGCAAAAUUUGCCAUUGAUAGUUCAACCUAUAGUGCAGGGAAUAAAGUUGAUUUUAUUUUGCUUUGAUUUUAUUUUUAUAAGCGGUGGUGGCCGAGUGGAUAUGACGUCCGACUUUCAAUCCGGAGGUCGCGGGUUCAAAUCCUGGCUCGUACCAAUGAGUUUUUUCGGAACUUAUGUACGAAAUAUCAUUUGAUAUUUACCACUAGCUUUUCGGUGAAGGAAAACAUCGUGAGGAAACCUGCAUACAUCUGAGAAGAAAUUCAAAGGUGUAUGUGAAGUCCCCAAUCCGCAUUGGGCUAGCGUGGGGACUAUAGCCCGAGCCCUCUCGCUCAUGAGAGGAGGCCUGUGCCCAGCAGUGGGACGUAUAUAGGCUGAAUUAUUAUUAUUAUUAUUAUUUUGCUUGAAGAUAGAACGAAACAAAAUAAAUGCAAGUCUGUUUCAAUUGAAUAGGUAUGACUUAAAUUUCAUCAAACUAAAUAAUGUCUGUAUGUAGGACCUUGGGCCUUCAGAGGCUAUACAGAAUGAUCGAGAGAGUCAAGAAGGAAUUUCUCAUCUAGGGCAGGAAUAUGCGUGAAGUGGAAUAGGUCCUUAAUAAUUAAAUUCGUUGACUUUCUUUUUAUACACAGUGUAUUUACGAUUAUGUGCAUGUUUACAUAAUAAUGUUGAACAAGGAAUGCCGCUAGCCUACUUCAUAAGUCAGUUUUUUUACUCGUAAUUUUCACGUUUCAUAAUCGAAUGGUUACGUAUUAAAUCAGGCUAAUGGUGUUUAAUCGGGAGGAUAGUAGUGUUGAAGAGUCCAUGAGACGGAUACCACGCUACCACUGCGUUCCCCGUAUGGCGCAACAUAAACUUUCAUUAAAUCAGUGCACAUAUUGGAUUCUACAAUGACAGCAAACUAUCACGAUUGAUGGAGCUGUUUAUCGCUUAGAUAACAACAAUUAGUAUUAUAAAUGUAUGAAUAAUCAUUUUUCCAGUACGUAGUUACAUUCUGAAAGGAUCAGGCGUUGCCCAACUUUUUCGCUGCUCAUAAAUCAAUUACUAAAGGUCAAACAAAGAAAAGGUGAAGGACAUUUUCAUUAUUUAAAGGGCAAUUACAAUGUGUUUAUAAACAGUGUUAAUAACCUCGUAAAUUAAAAGAAACUUAGGGACUAUUGGUGUUGUAAAAUGGGAAAUUCUAAGUCUAUUAAGAAAUCUCAGAAGGAACCGGAUAAGUUCUUUGAAAGGGAAAAAUGGAGGGAGCAGAAACGGGAGGAGAGAAGGAAGAAAAAUGCGAAUCCUGGAAAUAGAAGAUUCGCAACGAAGGAGGGGCCAGUGCCGACGACGAUGCAGCUGGCGAGCGCGCCGCGGGCGUCGACGGGACACGCGCCCGGCCCGGCGCCCGCGCACGUCCGCUCCUACGACGACGAGGCGCUGGACCACAUGCGUUACCAGCUACAAAACGACUCUGAAGCCUUUUUGCUCAACAACAUUCUGUUAUCGGUGCAAUUUUUCGAAAAUUUUGAAAGAGAGAUGUGUCAAAUCAAGAACAAUCCAAUGAGCGAACGCGAGCACGGCAUCGACGAGGCGAUGGUGCGGCACCACAAGCACGUAUUCUUCGCGGAUAGGCUACAGGAGUGCGUUCAAGAACAUGUAUAUUACCGCAGGCAACGCGGACACCGCGAGCCGCUGUUGGCUCCCAGACUAUAUGUCAUAUACGACAAUAUCGAGGCCAGGGAGCCUGGCGAUACGUCUGACUACAGCGCUGUCCUUGAUGCACCUUUCUAUAAACUACGUGUAGAGGAUUGCAGGGAGCCAGGAUAUGUAAAGUUGAAGAAACUUGAAGUAUUAGAAAGCUGUCUAUCAAAAGAAGCACAAGAAGAAGAACGCAGAGACUCGUUUAUGAAUUCAGAUGACAGUCUAUAUACUGAUUCAGAAAAAGAGUCGAAUGGAUCAGACGACAUUCCGUCAGUAGGUAAAGGAGAAGAGUUACUCCAAAAUCUUAAAAAUAAGAUUGAGUCCAAGAAUGCAAGUACUUUUAUUAUACCCAACGCUAAAAUAAAUCAACAUAUUGUAAAUGAUACAGGAAGGAGACGCAGUGGACCAAUAAAACCGAUAACUUUACCUGGAAAUAUUUCAAAUAUGAAAGCUAUAAAACGAACAACUUCGUCUCUGCUUGAAGAGAUUGAAACAGAAAAUACUUUUAAAGUAGAGCAUAAAGAUAAAGAGACAAACGAAAUUAAAGGUAGGAAAUCAAUUCUAAAGACAUCUCGAAGGCUGAGCGGACCUGUCAAGGAUAUUAAAAUCAUGGGAAAUCCGAUACGUCUUGACAGUACAAUUGCUGAAGACACAGAGACGUCGGGCUACCGGUCCACAUCUAGCAGUAGACAAGAAUAUGAAAAUGAUUCUGACUAUGGAUAUUCUACGAUCAAAGAAUCUACAACACCGAAAAAAGUAGAGAUAACCAGUCAAUCUAACUACGCUCUUAGCUCGGGAGUAGUACCAGAUGAAUGCUGGACAUCAGUUCAAAUCCGCUCCUUUGAAGACUGGAGUGAAGACGAGGAUGAAGAAAUCGAUGAUGCAGAAUCAAAAUUGUCGCCAUGUAAAAAUCUAUUCGAAACCCAUCAUUACUUAACAUCUACAUGCUUUAUGGCGAACUUUGUUGACAAUUUUAUGAUAAAAUUGGGAUCAAGCCUAGGACUGACUCCUGACUCUGUGAACAAUGCUAUGACGCAAGGAGCUAGUAUAUACUGUGACAUGAUAAAAAAUGGCGUUAAAAUGACAUAUGAAGUAUUUCCCGCUCUUUUUACUUCGUGGCCAAAUGCAGCUAAUAGAUGGAUUAUACGUGAAAGGAGAAUAGUCACAAAUCCUCGAACCAAUUUUGCAUAUCAAUGGCCGUCAAAAAAUAUUGUCAAUAAAGCUAUUAAUUUUGGAUGCUUGCUUGUACCCAUUGGAUUCAGGCCAAAACGAGGAUUGAACCCUGAUCAGAAGUUGCAGUGGCGAGUUACAUUUCCUGCCGCCGAACGUUACCUAGAGAGCUGUUUAGCGCAUGCCCACCUAAGAUGUUAUUUGUUUGCACUAGUGUUGCAUAAGACUUUUAUGGAAAAUCAAACCUCUAAAAUAGGCAUAGACGCAAAUCAUUUGAAAAAUCACUUAUUCUGGCAAUGCGAAGACAAUUGUGCAAGGUGGCCGGAAGACCGCCUAGGUGAAACCUUUAAAUUGUUCAUAGACACUUUUUACAGCAAUUUCACACAAGGAAGAUUCCCAAAUUACUUUAUUGAUAAUUGCAACGACUUUAAAAGUAUACCCAAUCCUCUAUUACGUGAAAUACAACGACAAUUAUUUGAUAUUAAAGAGUCUCCGGUGAUGCACAUGCUUUACGCUCUAGAAAAAGUUAAAUACACUAAAAAAGAGUUUUACCCAAAAUUCAAUUGCCUUAAACUCUAUGAAAUCUUGACAUGUAGAAAUCCUUUGCGAAUUCUGAAUCCAAACCUCAAUGUGCCUCUUUCAAAUCGCAAAACCAGCACGGAUACUGAAGACGAAUGGGACAAUAGGGGCAUGGGAAAAAAGUACGACAAAAACUAUCUGUGGAAUAAAGAAAGGCAUCGACAAAUACAAGACACAAAACGUAAAGGACAAAUGUAUGGCAAGAAACAUAAGACGGACGGAAAAAGUGAAAAGCACGAAAUUCAAAUUGAUAAAAAUAGAAUUUUGCCGAAGAAAAUGGAGUCAGAGCGAAGACGUCUGGUGUUUGAGUUUUUCAUUCCUCACUUCAUUGCAAUGGCUCGCUCCAGCGAAACAUUCGGCGAUAUUCGUCAAGCAUUAAUCUACUUGGAGCAAGCACAAAGGCUUUGCAUGCUUCUGAUGGAAGAGCCCGCUGGUGAGAUUACCGCGAAUGGUUACCUAGAUGUUAUUCGCGACAAACUGACGGAUUGCCAGAGAAAGUUGGUGAAUCAAGUCGGUUACAGAUUGACACCGAGAAGUGAAAAGCAAGUAAACCGCAAAGCUAAUUCUCACGUUCAUCCCAUUCGCAAACCACGCCAUCGGUUCGAGCACAUUAUAAAUCAGGAUUCACCGACUGACAGUGCUGGCAUCCCUGCCUUUACUUUCGCGGACAUUGAGUACUCUGGGAAGUCUAGUGCUUUAAAUUUAACAGAAACUUAUGAUGCUGAUGAAUCUAAAUUGUAAUUUAAUCUUUUAAUCGUCUCAUGUGGAUAUACCUGGUUAAUAAAAUAGACCGUAACUAAAACAUUUUAUUUGGCUUAUUGGGUAUUAUUUAACUCGUCAAAGUGAAAGAUGUUACAGGCGAAUGUGAUGUGGCGUUCCGUGGCCGUAUCAUAUACCUACAUAUAAACUAUUUAUAAAUACCUACAUGUAAAUCUUCUAAUAAAUUAAUUUGAAUCUGGAAGCCACGUUACAUUUGUCAUUUUGAGGAAUUGAAUAAGUCCUCGGUUAAGCACAGUAAUUAAUUAAUAAUAUAUUGGUAGUGUCGAUUAAAAUUAUAAAUAAGAAUCUCUAAAUAUUUUAAAAAGGUUGUAUAUCCUCAUCAUUAAGUAUCAGUGCAAGGCUUACCCCCUUAUUCAUAAACGUCUACUAAAUUUAACAAGCCGCUAAUAAUCGUUUGUACCUUUCCGACGUAUUGAUAUGAUGGAAAGUGACAAACGAUUAUUAGCGGCUUGUUAACUUUAGUAGACGUUUAUGAAUAAGGGGGUAGUCUUUUUUGUAUUUUUUAUGUAAACUGUAAAUAAUAUACUAAAUGUGAACUAAGA
Molecule: messenger RNA, 7898 nt
Organism: Cydia pomonella (codling moth)
Lineage: Eukaryota; Metazoa; Arthropoda; Insecta; Lepidoptera; Tortricidae
Exons: 5
Coding region: 4318-7317 (999 amino acids)
Source: RefSeq, a predicted model, not a curated record